AUGCUAUCCCCUCACAUCGUCCACCCCCUUGACGCACCGUCGCCCUCGCAUCCCCCGUUUCCCCGUCGCCCUUGCCCUCCCAACGCCCUUACCCCGGUCCCCUCUCGUCGAUUUCUUGUCAACGUCGUGGGGCCACAUUCCGACGCUUCGUACACCACUCCGCGCUCCUCUCGCCUCACGGCGCGCGCUCCUCUCGCCUCCCCGCGCGCGCUCUUCUCGCCUCCCCGCGCGCGCUCUUCUCGCCUCCCCGCGCGCGCGGCUUUCGCCUCCCCGCGCGCGCUUCUCUCGCCUCCCCGCGCGCGCUCCUCACGCCUCCCCGCGCGCGCUUCUCUCGCCUCCCCGCACGCGCUCCUCUCGCCUCCCCGCGCGCGCUCUUUUCGCCUCCAGCGCCGCAUCUUCCCGCCUCCCCGCGCGCGCUUCUGUUGCCUCCCCGCGCGGCCUCCUCUCACCAUCGCCAGCGCGAGCCUUUAUAGCGCGCGCUUCACUUGCCUCCCCGCGCGGCCUCCUCUCACCUCCCCGCGCAUCCUCCUCUCGCCGCCUCACGCGUGCUUCUCUCGCCUCCCCGCGCGAACUCCUCUCGCCUCCCCUCGUGUGCACCUCUCACCCCCCCUCUACCGCCCCUCUUGCCUCCCCGUGCAGCCUCCUCUCACCUCCCUGCGCGUGCUCCACUCGCCUCCCCUCGCGUGGUCCUCUCACCUCACCUUGUGUGCUCCUCUCGCCCCCCCACGCGUGCUCCUCUCUCCUCAUCUUGCGUGCUCCUCUCGCCUCCCCACGCGUGCCCCUCUAAGAUGCGUGAGGGGCUUCACCUCCCGUCUCCUCACUGCCUCUCUGCGUCUCGCGACAGCCUCUGUUCGCAUCGCUGAUCGCAAAUAUUGCCCUUGGCCCCUGCUCACACUCUUGCAACGGCUGUGCUUCCGCAUCCCCUCUGCACGCCCUCUUUCCCCCUCUUCCACGCCCUCAUUUCCCACCCUGCUUGCCCACGUUUCCCCACCUUGCAGUCCCUCACAAGCCCUCGAUGGGGUGCUCCUCUCUCCUCACCUCCCGUGGUCCACUCUGACAUGGCAUGGUGCUCCUCUCCUCUCGCCUCCCGUGCUCCACUCUGAAAUGUGGGACGCUCCUCUCUCCUCACCUCCCGUGCUCCCCUCUGACAGGGGGGUGCUCCUCUCUCCUCACCUCCCGUGCUCCCCUCUGACAGGUGGGGUGCUCCUCUCUCCUCACCUCCCGUGGUCCACUCUGACAAGGCAUGGUGCUCCUCUCCUCUCGCCUGCAGUGCUCCACUCUGGAACGUGGGACGCUCCUCUCUCCUCACCUCCCGUGCUCCACUCUGGAAUGUGGGAAGCUCCUCUCUCCUCACCUCCCGUGCUCCCCUCUGACAGGUGGGGUGCUCCUCUCUCCUCACCUCCCGUGCUCCCCUCUGACAGGGGGGUGCUCCUCUCUCCUCACCUCCCGUGCUCCCCUCUGACAGGUGGGGUGCUCCUCUCUCCUCACCUCCCGUGGUCCACUCUGACAGGGCAUGGUGCUCCUCUCCUCUCGCCUCCCGUGCUCCACUCUGGAAUGUGGGACGCUCCUCUCUCCUCACCUCCCGUGCUCCCCUCUGACAGGGGGGUGCUCCUCUCUCCUUACCUCCCGUGCUCCCCUCUGACAGGUGGGGUGCUCCUCUCUCCUCACCUCCCGUGGUCCACUCUGACAGGGCAUGGUGCUCCUCUCCUCUCGCCUCCCGUGCUCCACUCUGGAAUGUGGGACGCUCCUCUCUCCUCACCUCCCGUGCUCCCCUCUGACAGGGGGGUGCUCCUCUCUCCUCACCUCCCGUGCUCCACUCUGGAAUGUGGGACGCUCCUCUCUCCUCACCUCCCGUGCUCCCCUCUGACAGGUGGGGUGCUCCUCUCUCCUCACCUCCCGUGCUCCCCUCUGACAGGUGGGGUGGUCCUCUCUCCUCGCCUCCCGUGCCCCACUCUGACAGGGCAGGAUGCUUCCGGACCUGUUGUUUAG
Messenger RNA from Closterium sp. NIES-65, 1989 nucleotides. NCBI's taxonomy places the organism in Eukaryota, Viridiplantae, Streptophyta, Zygnematophyceae, Desmidiales, Closteriaceae. The record is from the annotation of a GenBank genome assembly.